AAAUUAUAUCCGCAUAAAUCGGAAAUUAUUUUUAAAUGCAAUGAGACAUUUUCAACAAAAUUCAACGAUUUUAUUUUUUACAAAUUAAUAAAUACAUGCAAUCAAACUCAAUCAGCUGAAUAUUGGCUUAUAUCAAUUGGAUUGAAAAUGGGGGUUUUCCGGAACAAACUGUCAAUCGGUCAAUAUUGGAAUGAACGAAUUUAUGUAUAAUUAUACCAUCAUUAGUUUCAAUAAUUGUUUUCAUUGAACGUUUAUUGAUAAAAUCUUAAAAGGGGAAAAAUUAAUUGGCUACCUGAAAAUUAACAUUCGAUAAUUCCAGAGAAAAUGUUGUACGACAUUCAAAGAUUCGUCAUAAUCCUACCUUGAAAGUUUAAAUACUACAGUGCACACAUGGGUCAUCACAUUUCAAAACAUAGCCAGCAGAUGUCUGAUGACCAAGAGAUGACAAACAAAAUACCAUAGCAUAGAUUCUAGUACAGCAAGAUAAACUUUAGCAAAAAGAUAAGAAGAAGAAGAAGAAAAAGAAAACGAAGAAAAAAGUGAUAGAAAAUACGAAAAAAUGUCUUUUUUAAAUAAUCUGAAGAAAGUACUCCACCUGGGCGGUGGAGAAACAAAAAAGAAGCGCAUAUACAAUAACAUUCGUAUGGAUUGUGAUCCAACAGAAUAUUGGGAGAUGAUUGGUGAGCUGGGUGAUGGUGCAUUUGGUAAAGUGUACAAAGCACAGCACAAAGAAACCGGUAAUUUGGCCGCCGCAAAAAUGUGUACGCUUGAAGAUGAGGAAAACUUAAGCGAUCAUAUGGUUGAAAUAGAUAUUUUAUCCGAAAUCAAACAUCCAAAUAUUGUCGAACUGUAUGAGGCAUUCUCAGUGGACGACAAACUAUGGAUGUUAAUUGAAUACUGUAAUGGUGGUGCCUUAGAUAGUAUUAUGGUUGAGCUGGAGAAACCACUCACCGAACUACAAAUAGCAUAUGUGUGCAAGCACAUGACUGAAGGUCUUAGCUUUUUACAUAAAAAUAAAGUAAUUCAUAGAGAUUUAAAGGCUGGUAAUGUACUUUUAACAAUGGAAGGUGGUGUCAAAUUAGCCGAUUUUGGUGUUUCGGCAAAGAAUAAACAUACGUUACAAAAACAUGACACAUUUAUUGGUACGCCGUAUUGGAUGGCGCCGGAACUUGUGCUGUGCGAAACAUUUCGAGAUAAUCCAUACGAUUAUAAAGUUGAUAUUUGGUCACUUGGUAUAACAUUGAUUGAAUUUGCUCAAAUGGAGCCGCCGAACAGUGAAAUGUCACCGAUGCGCGUUUUAUUGAAAAUUCAAAAAAGCGAACCACCCAAAUUAGAUCAACCAUCAAAAUGGUCAAAAGAUUUUAAUGAAUUUCUGGCAAAAUCAUUAAUCAAAGAUCCACAACAACGACCGUCCACUGAUGUUCUACUUUCAUUGCCAUUCAUCAGUGGUCCAUUAGAUUCAAAGCCAAUCAAAGACUUACUCUUGGAAUACAAAGCCGAAGUGGUUGAAGAAGAAGUGGUCGACGAAGAAGUUGAGAAAGCGAAAAGGCAGGCGAAACGUAGAUCUCUAUAUCAGAGGGAAACCCGCAACUCAACACUUCCAAUCGACUUGGAUGAAGAUUCGUCAUCACUUCAAAGCCAAGAUACGGACAAGCUUCCAGACACCCCCACAGCAGCAACAAAGACAUCACGCGAUUUGAAAGAAUCUGCUCCAGUGGCCACCGCAAACGAUAGUAAAUCACCUCAACCACAAGCACAACCAACUGCUGAAGUCAAAACUUUACAACGAGAAAAUUCAAAUGAAUCUGAAAAAGAAGGCGAAAAUGAUCGCAAAGCACCAAUUGUUGUGAAAAAAGAGAAAGGGCCAGCACCAUUGCCUCCAUCAUUGCCAAAUUCAGUUGUUUCGACUGAACCAAAGGAAUCUGCUGAAGAGAAGCUUGCUUCCGAAACAAAUGCCGCCGAAGAAAGUGACAAAAAGCCAAAUCAAAAACAAAUUACCGAUUCACCGAAGAGCACAACAUCAGACGAUUCUUCAAGCCAAUCAGAGAUCGAACGAACUGACUCAACAAAAGUUAUUUCAGUACGAAACUCAGACUCAACAACUUCUAGCACAUCAAAUAGUAGUGGAAUUUCAGUGUCUUCUGCCACAGCAACCGUUUCAAAUAAAGAAACAUCGGUUAACACAUCGACGAUAACAAUAAACGCUGAUCUACCUGAUUUGUCCAAUAGUUUGGCAAGUAAUGUAAGUCAAGUUACAGUUGUUACAACAAGCCAUCCACCAGUCAUAAUAGACAAUAGUGUGACGCCAAAGCCGUUAGCACCACAAGCAAAAUCAUCAUCAGGAAAUGAAGUGUUUAUCGUUUCAAAUGAAACAAAUAAGUCACAUCCGCUAAAUGAAUCAUCAACUGAUGACGACUAUCCAUCAUUGGAUAGCUUAGAAUGUAGUUCAUCACGAUUUGGCAAACAAAGUGGCCAGAGUACGAUAAUCAUCGGUGACUCAAUAUCAACACCAGUAUCGCCAACACCAUAUACACCAAAUCGACAGCAACAGCAUCCUCGGGCCCGAAAAUUGGACGAAAGUGAAGUGUUCAUUGUGAACAAUGAGGAUGAAUCAACAUUAUCGGAUAGCGAACCAAAUAAGUCCAAUAAAAAUCUUGAUACGAGUCACGUAUCUGUGGUUACCGUCGGUGAAGAAAUUCGAGUAAAAGACUCAUCAAAUGUUAAAACACCGCUGCGUCAAUCGAAUAGCAGUAUAAAUGCAUCUGUCACCAGUGACACGAACGGCGUGUAUACUCCGGAUUCAUUUGAUAGUGGUGAAAAGCAUAGUUCUGUUCAGAAAAAUCGCCAAAAACCAAAUGGACAAAUCGGUCAACGCGAUGAUGAUGUUAGCAUUAUCAUAAAUAAAAAGAAAACAAAACCAAAAAUAUCUCCAGACAGUUCAGUCGGUUCGAUGGAUUCGCGAGCACAAAGCGAAUGUGGUUCAAUACGAUCAAGCGACAAGGAAAUUUUCCCUGGAUCAUUGCAUCAGAAUCAAAAUAUUCAUCGUAGUGAUGCCGAGAGUACAAAUAGUCACGAAAGUUGUAAUCAAGAAGCACACGAUGAUUCGGUAAUCAUUCGACGAACAAAACCGGAACGUUCAAAAGAAGAGAUUGAAAUGCGAAAUUUGAAGAAGAAGACAAGAAAGCGAACACGUAAAUUUGAAAUUGAUGGUGUACAAGUGACAACGACAACUAGCAAAGUGAUCUAUGGCGACGAUGAAAAUGGUAAAAUGUAUGAUGAUCAUAUUUUCCGUAAGCAAGAAUUGCGUGAAUUAAAAAUGUUACAAAAACAAGAGAAAAAACAAUUUUUGGACUUGCAAAUCAAGGAACAAGCAAGCAAAGAGCAACAAGAACGUCGUUUUGAUCAAGAGCGUAUUGCGCUCGAACGAACAUAUGAAGCCGAUAUGGACGCGUUGGCACGACAGCACCGCCAACUUGUUGAAAAAACCGAACAACAACAAGAGGCUGACCUGAGGGCAACAUCGAAAAAGAUUCGUGCCGAACAAGAGCGAGAUCUAAAACAGUUCCGGGAUAGUUUGAAGCAAGAGAUUCGCCUUCUAAAGCAAGAGAUUGACCUGCAACCAAAGGAUCGCCGAAAAGAUGAAUUCCGAAAGCGAAGAGGUUUGAUGGAUAUUCAACACGAGGAUAAGGAACGCGCAUUCCUUCAGUCACUUUCCGAAAGUCAUGAACUUGCCUUACGCAGACUUAGCGAAAAGCAUCGUGAUCGCUUGGCCACCAUUGACAAAAACUUCCUACAACAAAAACAAACGGCAAUGCGAACGAGAGAAGCAAUGUUAUGGGAACUCGAAGAAAAACAAAUCCAUGAAAAGCAUCAAUUAUCCAAACGUCAUGUAAAGGAUAUGUGCUUUAUGCAACGCCAUCAAAUGAUCGUUCGACAUGAAAAAGAACUGGAUCAGGUGAAACGCAUGCUGCAGCGAAAAGAAGAAGAGCUGCUUAAACGACAGACUGUUGAACGACGUGCACUUCCGAAGAGAAUUCGAGCUGAAAGAAAAGCACGUGACAUGAUGUUCAGAGAGUCACUUCGUAUAUCCACCAAUUUAGAUCCAGAUGGUGAACGUGAAAAACUGAAGAAGUUCCAAGAACAAGAAAAGAAACGAUAUACACAAGAACAACAACGGUUUGAUAUUAAGCACGUGAAACAAUUAGAAGAAUUACGUGCAACAGCCGAAGGAACAAUACGUGAACUUGAACAAUUGCAAAAUGAAAAGCGUAAAGCAUUGCUCGAACACGAAACAGCCAAACUACGGGAAUGUGAUGAAGCGUUGCAGCGAGAGUUGCGUGAAUGGAAGAGUCAAUUACAUCCAAGAAAACAGAAGUUAAAUAGCUUGCUAAAUGAAAUGAUCGACGCUUAUGAACAAAAACAUGGUCCAGUUGAAGAUCGUUCAAUUUUUGAUGGUGAAAUAAUCGUACCACCACAUUUACGUAAUUUAUCGCUGUCAAGCCUUCGGGCAAAUCGUUUGCAUGGCAGCAUUUUUGGAAGCUUAUCGCGUUCACGAACAUUUUUAAAUAUUUCUAAAAAUUCACGGAACACAUUCCAUGGUUCGGUGCCAGAUUUAAGUCGUAAUCCAAUUAAAUUCAGUAGCAAUAACAGCAAUAGUAACGUGGAUGAUGAUGAUGAUAAUGAUAGUGGACGACACACAUCGUCGACAUCUGCAAUCACUAAAAUUACUAUGAACUCAUCAACGACACUAACAUUUGCCGAUUGCGCUUCGAGCACACUUUUAUCAAAUGGCAAUCUCAGUCUAUAUUCAAACGAUCGAAAUACACAGUCGACCGAUUCAAUUGAUGAGCAUAAUGUCAACACAAAAUCGGAUGAUGGAUACAAAUCAAAUAGUAUACGUUCAUUGAAUGAUAUUCAACUGCGUGAAUCAACCGAGGAUCGAUCAAUAUUUUGUCAUUCAUUGGGACGUCCGGUGCGAAUUUUAAAGCCCAAUAUUUAUACAACAAAACCGAGUGACUUUAAAAAUACACGUACACAAUCAAUGGAAGCAUACAAUGCCGAAGGCUAUAUGACGCUCAUUAAAACAAAUCCACAAAAAGUGCACGCAUCGCAUAAUGCAUAUCGUUCAUCGUCCAAUCGUGCAAUGUCACCAUUAUGCACUAUGACACCCAUAAAUGAUAUCAAUUUAGUUGAAUCAUCAUUGGAAAUGUCGAAAUCCAUAAGCACAUUUCAGCGCAGACCACCGCCUCAAUCGGGCAAUCAAUUUGGUCAAAGCACCGGUGGUUUUGGCGGUGGCCAAUUGAGCUUAGAAAAUAUGACCAAAUUCAAAUUACCACGUGUCACACUAAAUCAUUCCACCGUUAUAAAUCCACAAAAAUGAUUCAUUUGAUUAUUGUCAUUCACUUUCUUGUUAAAAAAAUUUCUUUUCUGUUUCUUCUAUACUUCUGUUUAAAAUUUGAAUCAAAAUAUGAUGAAACAUAAAUGCGUGCUGAGCCCGAUCUUCCAUUUAUCGCCAUUGUAUAAUUACUUCUUUUUUGUAAAUCACUUUCAUUACGCUUAUUAUUAUUAUUAUUAUUUAACAAACAGAUGAAAAAAAAACACGAUUCAUUAAUGCACAAAUUCAUUUAAAUGUUCAUUAAAUCAAUGAUUUUCGUUCUAUUUUUGUUGUUUUUUUGUUGAAAAAUCCAAGUCAUAUUUUUUGCCGUUGAUGUUAUUAUAUUACCAUUCUUUUUUUUUUUAAUUAUAAAAUAAUUUGUUUAAGUGUUAUUUAUUUGGUCGUAAUCAUUUUUGUUUUUGGUCUUUGGCCGUUUCAAUGCAAUAUCAUCAACAAUAAGUCAGAGAAUCACAACGGAAAUAAAUGAUUAUUAGUGUUGAUAUAUUUAUGUCACAAUUAAUCGAGCUUUCGUUGUAUUUUUCGGUUUCGUUAUGUUUUUUUUCUCUUCACAUAAGCUAUAUUUAUAUGUACCUAAAUAAAGUGUAUCACUCAUUGAUUCA
Contarinia nasturtii (swede midge) is the source of this 5994-nucleotide messenger RNA. It is a transcript of the gene Slik, whose product is annotated as serine/threonine-protein kinase 10. Gene Ontology annotation, biological process: protein phosphorylation. NCBI's taxonomy places the organism in Eukaryota, Metazoa, Arthropoda, Insecta, Diptera, Cecidomyiidae. The record is from RefSeq and is a predicted model, not a curated record. The coding region runs from base 560 to 5380 and encodes 1606 amino acids. Gene Ontology annotation, molecular function: protein serine/threonine kinase activity; ATP binding. The transcript is spliced from 18 exons.